Messenger RNA from Aspergillus mulundensis, 2328 nucleotides. RefSeq lists its product as uncharacterized. The transcript has a single exon. Gene Ontology annotation, molecular function: protein binding. The record is from RefSeq and is a predicted model, not a curated record. NCBI's taxonomy places the organism in Eukaryota, Fungi, Ascomycota, Eurotiomycetes, Eurotiales, Aspergillaceae. The coding region runs from base 1 to 2328 and encodes 775 amino acids.
AUGAGGUUGGUAAUACGACGUCGCUCUUUCAAUCGUCUUAGCUGCGCUGUCUAUGUCAGCCACCAUGGCGUCUAUAAACUGCAUCCCAUUGCGGUUUCAACGCCUCAGUUUACGCGACUGUUUACCACCAGAAGUUCUCUGGCCGCCUGGGCUUGGAACGAUAAGUCGGCACCAAGAUUUAAAGCUAGCGAAGAAGCGAGCGACUCUGUGAGCCAGCCAUCGAGUCUGGAUACUGGUGAAUCUUCAGACUCGGAUACUGUGACCUCCCGCAACUCCGUUGGCUGGAAAUGGAACACUACGACAGCACCCACGCUCAAGCCUAGCAAACCUGUCAGCAUUCCUGCAGAAGAACUAAGCGACAAUGGAAAAGACUCUCAGUCGAAUGCGACAGACCAUAGAUCUCUAAGUCGCGAUACCAGGGCACAACGCGCAGCCACUGUGAGGGAAGAAUUCUACAAGAUCCUGGAAACUGCCCAACCAGAUCAGGUAAUGGCUGCUUUGCUUAACUAUGACUGCGAAGAGCUGGUUGCCACCAUGCCGCAGAGUAGCUUUAUCGAAGCCCUACACCUUCUCUCUCCCGCCUAUUUCGUUGAACCCUUCAAAGAGAUACACAGGCCGCUUCAUCCAUAUACUGAGCAGCUCAAGCGCCUCAAAUCGCUGCAGACGACCUUUGAUGACUUUGUCAGAAAUCUUGCUGCCAUUAUCCGGAUACGAAGGUCGGGGGAUCAAGUGCUAGGGCUUGCCGAAUACACGCACCUUCUUGACUGCGCUAGGUCUAUGGGCGAUGCGCCCAUGGCAGACCAUAUCUGGGAGGCGAUGAAGCGGGACGAAAUCGAACCGGACAUCCCGUGUUACAACCACUACAUGGAAGCCAAGGUCUGGGACUCAGCAUAUACGGGCAUAGAAAAAUAUCGUCUACGCAUUACGCCUCAUGCCUAUAAGCAACGGAAGUUUGGACAUUUUGGCUGGACAGGCUACGGAACCGCGAAACGCAGUGUGCGAACGGAAGUGGUAGCAAUAUUUGAUGAGAUGUUAGAGUUGGGCCACGAAGGUGAUGAGACGAGCAUUGUAAACCUCUUGAUGGCAAACGGCCGAGUGGGAGACAAUGAAGGAAUGAACCGCAUUUUGCACACUGUCUGGAACAUUGACGUCCACGCUCUACAAAGAGGGGAUCACAUCCCUAUCAUCAAAUAUGAACAGUCUUCGCCCUUUUACCCUUCUGCUCGGCUCCUUCGCGCGGUGGCCCACUCAUAUAGCGCGGCCAACGAUAUUGAGUGCGCCAUACGGAUUAUCGAACAUGUUGCCAGCGCCUACGAUGUUGAAGUUCCCGACUCAAUCUGGGCCGAGCUAUUUGAAUGGGCGUUUGUUCUAUCGAGAACCAAAUAUGGCCCGAACAUUGGGGCUAAGUCAAAAGGUCUCGUUAGCACCAACCUGAUGCGAAAUAUAUUUGACACGAUGACCAAAGAGCCAUACAACGUUGAACCAACCGCAGAGAUGCAUGCAAAACUCGCCAAGACAGAAUGGCGCUUUCGCAAUUUGAAGCCUUUCCUUUAUCACAUGCGGGAGGCAUACAAAAUACUGAGCGAUACAAGAAGCAAGAGGAUCGCUGCACGAGAGAUGAUCGAAUCAUACCUACGUUACCCUCGCUCCGGGAACGGAGAGAUAGACCCUGAGAUCCUCCGAUCUCGAGGUUUCGCAGACGCCAUCCACACCUACGAUAUCCUCCGGGCCCUGGUCUUGCAGCAAACAAGGACAAUAGAGCGUCUCGCAAAGCUUUUCACUAACCAAGCCAGAUGGUUCGGCGCCAACCACGAUGUCUGGGAACGCAAAGUCCUACCACGUCUAAUAGAGGAAUGGCGAGACUUCAUCCCAGGUAGAACCCUCUACGUGACAACUUUCGGCGUCGUGGAAUUCAGGGGUGCAACCUACGCCACUUCUCCUAGAUAUCCCCAACACCCACGCAUCCCGGUCCGCCGGCCCUCAUUCGGAGAGGAUUUCAAGCUACUGGAGCGCGACAAGGAGUACGAGGACGAUUACAUCUGGGCCGCGUAUAAAGCCAGAAUGGCCGCUUGCGAUCUUCGUAGCCCCUUGAUCAGGCGGCUCCUCGAACCCGCCGUCCUGGAUUACAACCCCGAAUGGGACAAUGAAGAACAAGAGAAAUCGGUAGACGAGAUGCCGCCGAUUGUUGGGGAAGUGUAUCAGGACGUCGCGGGCCGCUUCAAUCAGCAAUCCGCCGACCAUGGUCCACGUGGUUUCUGGGUAGAUGAGGCGGCCGAAUCGGCUGAGCUGAAGAGAUCGGCGCUUCGGAAGGCCUUUGUACCCCUUUGA